AAUUACCCAUAAUUCUUUGCGCUUGCUUGGUAACAGUGACACAAAACGUGAAGGAGGGAAAGUGCUUUCUUUAUCUUGGCAAUGUAGGGUAUAUUUAUGAUUUAAAUAUUGUAGUUACAGUGUAGAUCUUAACAAAUUAUUGCAAUACAACAAAUCGUAAGAAAAUGAGUUUCCAAGAAAUCAAGAACGAGCCACGACAAGAUUGGCAGCAGACGUCCACAGGGGUUGGUCACCAUUAUCGACCAGGAUAUUAUUUUCCUAAUUCUGAUUUCAAGACCUUGAUAUAUGAUCCAGUCCCUCCUCCCCUGGCAAAACAGGAUGAAAUUACAAGAGACCAGCACUUCAAAACAACAUAUGGGGAUUUCCAUGACACCAAAUAUGGAAAGGGUGCUUAUGGCAAUCCUAUCCACCAGAAGGCUCCUGGACAUUGGAAAGUAAAUUAUGUCAAGGAUCUGGCAGAAAAACUUGAUAAAGGAGGUUGGAGAAAACCACUUACUAUGGGAAAUCAGUUGACAGAAACAAAAGAGGAAUUUUCCAACAAGUCUGGAGUCAGACAAAAUUAUCAUUUCCAGGAUGCUGCAGGCCUCAACCUACCACAACCCUACAAUCUACAUGACCACCAUGUAGAAGGACCAUCAAAAUAUGGACAGGGUACAACACAGAAUCCAAAACUUCAGGGCCAGCCAUUCUAUGUCAGGGACAAAGGAGUUCUAAACUUAUUAGACCCCUACCUAUCUACCACACAGAAAGAUCACAGGUCAUUUAAACCUAAUGAACUUAAAAAAUACCCAAAGAAGGAUGUGGCCACAUAUUGGGAGUGUGAGGAAUACCCAAAGGCCUGGGGACACGGUCUUAAACACAAUCCUGUUCCCAAGGACAAUGUUCCUAGAGAGCGAUUACCAAUGGUUGACCCCACAUGGUUUAAGACUCGGACCACCAUCCCCAGGCAGCCUAAGGCCCUGUUACCUGUCCCCCACGCAGGCCUGAAGUCCCUGUACGCCGAAUCCUUCCAGCAGCCCUCAGAUGUCAAGGCCAAGGAGAAUUACUACUGCGCUGUAGACACACCUUUUGUCCUUCCAGCCCCAGGUACCAAGUCAGUGAUGACAGCACCCAAGAUGUACAACACAGAAUACCAGCAUGUGGGAAGUAAGAAGCCAGUCAUUGUAUAACACCACAGAUGAUAAAAAAUUAACUGUACAGAAGUCAGGAUAUAUUUUACACAUUGAUACCAAUCUUGAUUCCAUAAUACAAACCAGUUUCAGACUUUCAGUAGCGUAAAGAUUGGUUUAAUUUGAAUUUUCAAAUGUUACAAUGAGGAACUCUUGAAGAUUAUUGUAUUCAAAUGUGGAUAGAACAUUUGGAAAUUGAGUUGAUUAUGUUAAAAAAUAGUUUAAUUUUUGUUGAAGUAUAUUUUUGUUGCUUAAAUGUGAAAUUUUUGUGUUUUAAAUGUCUUUUUUUUUUUUACAAAUUGGUACAUUGUAAGUAUUACACAUAUUAUUGUGAUGUUUGUUACAGAGGCUGUGAUAUUUUUAGUAAUUUUAUUAAAGUCUAUAUGUGUGUAAUACAGUAUGCUUUGUAUACUGACAUCACAAGUCAUUAAACAUAAGGACAUUUUAA
Saccostrea cuccullata (small rock oyster) is the source of this 1617-nucleotide messenger RNA. RefSeq names its product stabilizer of axonemal microtubules 3-like. The transcript is spliced from 6 exons. Lineage: Eukaryota; Metazoa; Mollusca; Bivalvia; Ostreida; Ostreidae. The record is from RefSeq and is a predicted model, not a curated record. Bases 165 to 1169 code for a protein of 334 amino acids.